Messenger RNA from Larimichthys crocea (large yellow croaker), 2111 nucleotides. RefSeq lists its product as uncharacterized. Gene Ontology annotation, molecular function: zinc ion binding; NAD+ poly-ADP-ribosyltransferase activity. The transcript is spliced from 14 exons. The coding region runs from base 305 to 1612 and encodes 435 amino acids. NCBI's taxonomy places the organism in Eukaryota, Metazoa, Chordata, Actinopteri, Sciaenidae. Gene Ontology annotation, cellular component: nucleus. The record is from RefSeq and is a predicted model, not a curated record.
CUGUUGAGAUUGUGUUGACAUACAGUAAAUAUUCAACUACCGUAGUAAUACAUAUUUGAAUAGGAACUGCUUAACUACACAGACAUGCAAGAAGUAAAUAGACACUUGCUUCUUGCAUGCCUGUAAGUAAAUUAAUAAAGUAAAGUACAUUACCGCUUGUGCCAACUCUAUGUGUCAUCACGUCCUGGGUUUGUUUAGUGGCAUAUUUGCGUGAGACUUCAGUCCAAGAAACGAAAGUGAAAGAAAAGCUGUUCAUGGAAACGUUCACAUCGGCUCCUGACUCAAAGGGUAUAUUUCUCACGAUAUGAACGUGGAGGAGUUAUUAUGGGCACGUAUGGGGACAUCUAAUGUCAAAAGUCCUCCCAUUGGAGGUGAGAAACAUUAUGAGUGGCAGCUGUCAGUUGGAAAUCAGUGGCUGCGAAUAGACAAUGACCAUAUGAUCGAGACCCACUACUGCCAUCCUGGAGCUAAAGGAAUCACCAUCAACACUAGCCAUGGGAAGGUGUUCAUAGACUUUGAUAAGCUACAGACUCGGAACGCAGGCCUGAAUGUGCGCAGACAAAGUUUACUACCUGCAGGCCAGACGGAGGACAUCGGCUGGUAUUUUAGAGAUGACCAGCUGUGGCGUGAAUAUGGAUCCCAGAGCUCCAACACGUUAUCCUCGUCAAUCGGCAGCAGAGAUGUCGAGCGUCAGUUCACUCUAAACCCUCGGGGAUCCUUCAGCUUCACUGUGGGCUCGACAAGCUACACACUCGACUUCUCCUCCAUGACCCAAGCAAAUGGCAUCACAGGCCUGCGCAGGAAUGUACGCCGGCGUCCAAAAUUCACGACCAAGACGGGGAGCAUUUACUCCAUGCCAGUUUUUCCCACGGCUUCCUCCUCCCAGCUCACUGAUGGAGGCUACAAGUGGGAGUUCAUGGGAGAUGAAGGGGAAUGGACAGAAUACCAAGCACAUGUAUGUUCGUUUGACAGCACUGCCAUUGAGAGACAAUACCAGCUGAAUCCACAGGGCCAGCUACAUUUCAAGAUCAAGAGAUACACGUACACCCUGGAUUUUUCAAGUAUGCAUCAGAUGAACGACCACAUUGGGACAAGAAGAGCAGUACGGAGGACUGCUGACAAUGGGAGUCAAGACAGCAGCAGGGUCGAGAUGGAAUGGAGCUUAUCCCAGCUGACAUUGGGCGAGAGGCUGCGUACACCCAGGACAAAUCGCCAGUACAUCACAGGGCUGACACAUAGAGACGAACAACGAUUUACACUCACACCUACGGGCAAUUUAGAGCCACUAUAUAACCCGUUAACUAUGAGGGCGAGGCGGAGAACCCAGAGAGAACCAAGGCUGCUGGGGUUCGAACCUGAAACCUUCUUGCUUGCCGGCUCACUGCUACGAUGGCAGUUCCAGGAUAUUGAUGGAAAAUGGAAAGAUUAUUCCAAAGGAAAUGGUCAGUGCAGCAUGUCCAGUGACGACAUCGAGCUCCAGUACCAACAGAACCCGUCAGGAACCAUUAAGUUUACCACCAGGAGCUUUUGCUAUGAGCUAAACUUCUCAGCCAUGACUCAGAGGAACCUGUCCACAACCACCACCAGAUCAGUGCGACGACUUAACAACUGACUGCUGGGACAACAACAGAUCUAAAGGUCGAGGUUGAACUUGUAGUUGAGCUUCAGAAAUGACCUCACUUCCUGCCUCAGGUUGUCUGAUAUUUGAAUGACUCUGUACUGUUUUUCACAAACUGCCUUAACGAUGGAUGAACUAAUCAACGACCUUUAUCAACACGGCCUAUGAUAAUCAUAGGCCUUUAAAUGGUGUUUUCCUCGACCACUGCUCCAAUGUUGGGAUUGGGACUUGGGUAAAUUAAAGUUAAGGAUUACUAAAUUAAAUAUAUUGCCCCAAGUGAUGGGACACAAAGGACUGUUUACCAAUGUUUUACAUGAUCUUGCCUUUUUUUGUGCCUGGAACUAUCAGUUUAGUAAAUGAACAUGAAUACUGCCUUGUAAGCAGCACAACUGUAAAGAUACCUGUUAACCAAAAUGAAGUGAACGCCUUAAUACUGCCACAGAAUCAGCACUUGGGCAUCACACAAAUAAACGACCACCCUUUGAGAGUAUUA